Hemicordylus capensis (graceful crag lizard) is the source of this 5682-nucleotide messenger RNA. It is a transcript of the gene DCDC1, whose product is annotated as doublecortin domain containing 1. The transcript has 40 exons. Gene Ontology annotation, biological process: regulation of mitotic cytokinesis; intracellular signal transduction. The coding region runs from base 213 to 5588 and encodes 1791 amino acids. The record is from RefSeq and is a predicted model, not a curated record. Gene Ontology annotation, molecular function: microtubule binding. Lineage: Eukaryota; Metazoa; Chordata; Lepidosauria; Squamata; Cordylidae.
CUGAACUCGAGUAGGGCCCAAGCCAGCCAGGAAGGAGGAGGCAGCCAGAGUGUUCUCUGCAGCAGAAGACCCCCUGCUGCACUGCUUAACCCAGACCAGCAUUUGCCAGCUGCCUCUGUGUGUGUGUGCAUGAUUCUUUUUGUGAACCAUCCAUCAGCAGACUUCUCCAAAUCUCCACCCGCCCACCCUUUUUCCUAGCUGUUUCUCACUGGAUGUGUGCAGUCAGUUUCAUGUUGGAAGGCUAUGGACUAAUAAUCCAUUCAGCUGAUAAGCAGGAAAUGGAAGAUAAUGCUGACUCAGAUUAUGCUGUGAGGUCUGAAGCAUCAGAUGAAAUAGAAUGUGCUGACUCAGAUUAUGUUGUGUUGUCUGAAGGGUCAGAAGAAAGGAAUGGAGAUUCAAUUUUAUCAUUGUCCUCAUGUCAAAGUAGUGUAAAAACUACAGUACUGAAAAGAUGUCUACAGUUUCCUUCCUCAAAAUGCUACUUGGCCCAGAAGGCCCCUGAAGUGCCUCAUAUUUUUAAACGGCAACCACAGAUUCUCAGAGUAACUGCUUAUAAAAAUGGUACAAUAAGUGAAUUUGCUAAAGUUACUGUGCCACCUUCAAUUAAACAGUUGCUUGAGGAGUGCACUGAAAAGCUGAAGCUGAAUAUGGCUGCACGACGAGUCUUCUUGGCAGACGGCACUGAAGCACUAGAUGCUAUAGACAUACCCCAUGAUGCUGACGUUUAUAUUUCAACUGGAGAGCCCUUUUCAAAUCCAUUCAAAAAAAUUAAAGACCAUCUGUUGUUAAUGAAGAAUGCAACUUGGACACUGAAUGGUCUAGUCCUUCCUAGAGGUGUCAAGAGAAGAAAAACCAAGCCUGUGUCUUUCAGAUGCAUGAAGAACCUUGUGGAGAAACCCACAGUCAGACUUUUGGUAUUUAAGAACUGUACAGGACAGGAUGGUUCUGAGAUAACUGCACCUCCAGACCAAAUUGAGAAGUUUUUAGAUAUUUGCACCAUGAGACUGAACCUUCCUUCACCAGCCAAGCAUACGUACAAUAUUCAUGGAGAAAAAAUGGAAGAUCUCAUAAAUGUUCCUCUGCUUGACAAAUGCCUGCAAAAUUCCAUCACACCUUUGCGUGGACCUCUUUGGGUCUCUAAGGGAGAAGGUUUCAGCCCCUCUGGAGCAAAGAUGUAUAUCCAAGGAGUGCUCUUGGCCUUGCACCAGCGAUUAAAGUCUGCAAAAAACUACUGCGAACAGUUGGAUUCUGCUGUAGAUGGCCAAAAAGAGAAAGUCACAGACAAAAGCAUUUUAUCGAUGAAAAUAGAAGAAUUAUGUUUAGAACAAGAUGAUGUGAACAAGUUGAUUGAUGAAUUGCAGGCAGCUAUCAAGAGCUACAAAGGUCAUCUCUCUAAACUUGCCCCUCAGUUACAGGCUGAACAGGAGCAAUGUGCUGCUUAUGUCUACCAACAUAUUAAAGAGCUUCCUGCAAACACAGUUCUCUCACAAGGUCUACAGCUAAAGGUUUAUGAAAAUGGCAAAGAUACAAGAGAGACUCUUGUUUAUAUCAACAGAAGAGAGAUGGAAAGCAAUUGUCAAAAUCAACCUAGUGCUAUGAUGGAAAGAGUACAGCACAUGAUUCACCAAAGGCUCCAACAUUCAGCAGAUUUCAAACCGCCAGGCCUCAGUCAUUUUCCUACCCGGCUUUUUGACGAGAGUGGGCAAGAAAUUAAAAACCCACUUUUAUUGCAGAAUGAGCAAAAAAUUUGGGUUUCUUAUGGUGAAGAUUACAGGUCUCCUUUAAAUCCUGUUCUGAGUUUGACCUUUGAUAGAGUGACUGCAGCUGAAAAAGAUGGCAUCACCAUUAUUUAUAAAACACUUCUGGAUCCCACUGUUGAUUUGCUGCCUGGAUCUGACAAUUGGCAAGUUCCUCCUGAAUUUCCAGACAACUUCCAGUUCACAAGCCAUCUAGAACAUUCUAACUUGGAAACUGUGGAUGCAGACAACCUUUUCAUACAAUAUAAGGCUGAUCCCCAGAUGAUUCUUCUUAUGUCAGUUACCAUGGAAAAUAUGAGGAAGGCUUUUCCCAGAAGAAAUGACCAGCAAGUUUCAAUAACCACAGCACUCUGGCCUCUUUCUAAUGUGUGGCUGAUCACAAAGACUGGAAUGAUUCUAAGUCGAGCUAUGGUACAAGCCAGCCUGGCUGUUGGUCAUCCAAUCAGAGCUGUAAUGCAGGAUGGCAUACCUCUUGAAGGCUACAAGCUAAAUCUACAAAAACGAGACAAAAGCAAUAUAUAUCAAUACUGGGAGUUUGGAAAUGAUGGCUCUAUCCAUUCUAAGGCUUACCCUGAGUUUAUCCUGACCUACCUAGAGGAGCUAAAUGUAAGAGAGGAGGUGACCCAGAUGGAAUACCACACACACCAUGGGGCCCAGUCUGCUGUUCAUGAAGAGGCAGACAGCAACUCGGUAGAAGAGGUCACUGUAUCAAGCCCGAGGCAGGUUCUACAAAAUAAUGUUGGCAACUGCAAUGAGAAACAACUUUCAAGACCUUUGGACGCCCAUUUAAUGCCUGAAGGUCCCUUAGGGGAGAAUAGGCAACUGACAGUGGCACUGGUGAGGAAACUGGAAGAGAAACAUCCUAAGGCCUCAGCUCAAAGAUGGGCUAUUAAACAUGAAGGAACAAGUAAGCCUGGUCAAUGGAAACAGUCUAAAGUGGACAAUCCUUUAUGGAAUAAGUUGACCUAUAUGUGGCCUAUGCUUCCAAAUGGAGAACUUAAUGAGGCUUUUGACUGGCCCAUUGAAGGCUUGCUGGUUCCAAACAGCCCUCCUUUAAAGAAACCUGCUGGGAAGAAGUCAGAGAACUACAUGCCUGUGAGACUGAAGGUUUUAAGAAAUGGAGAGCAGGACAAAAACAAAGCCAUCACUAUUCUUGGAGUUGAUUAUACAACUACAACGAAAAAACAAAAUGUCAAUGCAAAAAAGAAAGCAAAAGCAAAGAGAUUUCCAAAGAUGUGCAUUGAUGCAGACUCAGGAAAAGAAAUACACAGGACAGAAUUUCAGCAUUUUUUGGAACGGUGCACCAACGUGUUAAAUUUGCCUUUUGCUGCUAGAAGACUAUUCACUGGAAAAGGAGAAGAAAUCUUUGUUCUGAAAGACUUGGAAAGAGAUCAGCUGGUUUAUGUUUCAUGUGGGGAACAAUGGAUUCAUCCACACCUGACUAUGGCUCAGCAGAAGAAACGUCUCCAACUUAGUAACUUAGCAUCUGAUAUAACUGCUAUCCGUGCCUUCUGUGUCAUGCGCAAGCCCAAAAAUCUUGCUUUAGAAGUCAAGAAUGACAUUGUCAUUGGAGCCAAACUUUCUGUCGAAAGAGCUACAGUGGAACUUGAAGGGGGGAAAGUUGUUGAAGAACUAGAGGAAAAACAAGCUGAAGAAACUACUGAGAAAAUAAAAGAUGAGGCAGAUAAAUGUCCGAAUUCACAUACAAAAUCUCAUCUUAAAGCAGAUGCACGGUAUGCAACUACUAAAUAUACCUGGCAGCAAAAUCCCUGUGAUUUUGAUGAGGAUGAUAGCUUUAGGAAGGAGAAAGAUCAAGAGUUCUUUGAAAAUGCAGAGUUAUAUCAAAAGUACAGGCAUCAACCUAAAUUGGCCGAAGUAUUGCAGAAAGCCCACUAUCAACAGUUUGAAUUUAGAAAUGGGAAAAUUAUCAACUGUAGCUUUCCGAACCUUGUUUUGGGUGUGGAGAAUUCUGACCUGCAUUCUGGUACUGAAGUGGUUUUGUUGGAAAAGAAGUGUGACGACAUCAAUCAGCACUGGAUAUGGAGAAAGGAUAGAAGGACAUUUCAUCUUGUAAUUGACCCCAAUCUAGUGCUAGCUGUAUCAAUGCCCAACAUAUUGAAUGGGUAUCCAAAGGGUCCACUGGAAAUGCAAGGCUGUGCUGUUGUCCUUCAGAAAUACAAAGAAUAUACAAAUGGAGCUGCCAAUCAAAAGUGGAAUUACAUGGAAACUACAAGGGUUUUUAGUGCCUUCUACAGCACAUUACUGGACCAAGAAAUCACAGCAGCAAAUCAUGCUUCUGUUUGCACAUUCUCUGUGACCAACUCAGAGAAAAUAGACCAACCAGGCUACUAUUUUCUUUCACCUGGUGGGAAGCAGAAGGUAAUGAUAUGCUUGGCUUGUGCAAGGACAAUAAGAGGAAAGAAGGAACUGAAAAAGUUGCUCCCUGGUACCAUGUUCUUUUGUGCGUCUGGCUCUGAAGAAGGAAAUCAUUUAUCCUUAUGGCCCUUUAAGUGUCUUAAUGUUAAGAAGACAGAUCUCUCCACCACUGGAGCUGAAGCCACCUUGCAUUAUUUAGAAGAGGUUUUAGCAUCUUUGAGGACAGAAACCUCAUCACAAACAAUUUCAGAAAAGAUGACCCUGGCUGUAAACCAAAAAGCAGUGAAAAUAAUUGCAUACAGAAAUGGAGCUGGUUUUCGAAAUGGGCAGUUAAUCAUCGCUAGCACAUUCCCUAUGCUGCUUUCUUUAUGUACAAGACGACUUGAACUUAGCAGGACAGCUUGCAGACUGUACACCAGUGAGGGCACCUUAAUCCGUACACUACAGGAUUUAGUUUUGUGUGCUAUAAAUGACUUUUACAGAAAGCAGAAAUCGGGCAGGCGAGAUGAAAAAGCAAAUUUUGUUCCUGUCUCUGACAAAAGUGCAUCUCUGUUGCCAGUGAAAGACAAACAGGCAGAGGAAACAAACGUCAGGUUGGAAUCACCAGUGAUUACUCCAGAUGGUUUGAACUUGAUUGAUGAUCCUUUGCUCACCAUCAUUCUUAGAAAUCCUAUUGAAGUCUGGGUUUCCAGUGGAGAGCCUUUCUUGCCUUUGGAUACUUUGCAAAAGUCAGAGAGGCAGGAAAGACAAAACUGGUUGGAGAAAGAUAAAAUUCUGGCAGACCUAGAUGCAAUGAAACAUAAAAUGAGACAACUGCAGGGGCGACGCAUUACAAAAUAUAAAGCAGCUAGUUUGGUACCCACUAAAAGUCCACUCCAGCCUGUGGUAGUGGAAGGAGGCUGGAUGGAAGAAACUCAAGAAGAAAUGAAGCUCAUGGAAGAUAUACAACACACAGAGAUGCACCUUUCAGAGCUGCAAGCAUUACAGUUCAAAAGAAGUUCUCCAUUUUCUCCUAAACUAUUUGUCAAAAGUCACAGAGAUCUCUACAACCAGCCCUCAACCAAAAGAGUGUGGGCUUAUGAGAAUGGAUAUAGAUCUGAACAAGGAGUUCAUGCCUGGGGAAGAACAAUUGAAGAGCUUCUUGAUAGCUGUACUACUCAGCUAAAAGUGUCGCAGCCUGCAAAGACACUGUACACACCUGACGGUGAGCGGCUGGAGUCAUGGGAUGAAAUAGAAAGAGACAUGAUUGUUUGUGUUUCCACUGGACAGCCUUUUAUGAGCAGAAAAGCCAUUAAGCAUGAAGUGGAAAUUAGAGCUCUUUAUUCCAGAAUGAGGAAGCAGCAAGGUCCAGAAGCUACCAACAUUAUUGUCACACCAUCAGAGAAAGUCAUAGGACAGGUCAACAGGAGUGACUCCGUUCUGGCUCUUACUUGCAGAAGUGAUCAACAUUCCUAGAGACUAGUGCAGCCAGUUUGAAUGGUGAGAAUAUGUAGGAUGAUGUUUUGCAGUUCUCCUCCUCCAGAGUUGCAAUAAAGUCUAAACACAAGUA